Messenger RNA from Sycon ciliatum, 4112 nucleotides. RefSeq lists its product as uncharacterized. Gene Ontology annotation, molecular function: protein binding. The transcript is spliced from 6 exons. The record is from RefSeq and is a predicted model, not a curated record. The coding region runs from base 527 to 2224 and encodes 565 amino acids. Lineage: Eukaryota; Metazoa; Porifera; Calcarea; Leucosolenida; Sycettidae.
GGGAUGGUAGCAGCUCGAUCGUGUCACUGAUUCUCUGAAUUUCUGAAUCUCAUCUCCCAACCCAAACAACCAGGCAGGCUAGGCUACGGCGUUGUGAUACUCAAACUGCCAAGGUCAAAGUCUGCAAGAGUAUUAAUUGGAUUCCUGUUGUGAUCUGCGAGUGAACCGUACACCUGUAAUCGUUGGUGUAGCUCUUCAAGAACACGCGUUCCCUUUAAAGGAGUAAUGUCACUGGAUUUGUUCAGAAAGGAGCUGAAUUGGAAGGUUUCAGAGUAACGACUUCACUGACUUCGACAGCUGUUGCAUAACUAGCACAUUUGUCUAGGAAGAAAAUACGACCACGUCUUUACACAGAUUCUGACUGGAGAUUCUGACUCUCUCUCUUGUACAUGCACUCGAGGAUUGAAAUGUGGACUCGUGCCAUAGUAGACGGAGUGGCGCUUUCUGCAUCAAGUCCUUGAUCUAGCUCAAUGCCAAAGUUAUUCACAUCCAUUUCUAUAUAUCACUUCGAUACUGCACACGUAGAAUGGCAGCCCAAUACGAUGAGGACUUUUCGACUUGGUUUGAGGAAUUUGCGAAUACAUUCGCUACUCUGUCGCCGACCAAGAGACAAGAAUUCAACGAGCGCUGGUUGCAGCUCUGCUCGGCAAGUGAAGUCGCGCAUCUAGCCAAGACCUGCGAGGAGAUGUCGUACCGCGACUUUGUCGUGGAGCUGCCGCCAGAGCUCGUGCCGCUCAUUCUGCAGCACCUGGACUGGAAGUCGCUGCUGUGUUCGAUGCGUGUCAGUGCGCGCUGGCGACAGGUCAUCAUUGAGCGCGGUCGCGGCGUGUGGUUAAAUAAACACUGGCCGUGGCCGGUGGACUUGGGCCGCCACCCGGUAUAUACAAGCGGGCACCGUGGCAGUGCUACUGACCCUAGUGAUACUGCCGCUGUUAGUAGCGGCGGCAUCAGCGCUACUUCCUCUGUCGCGGCUGCCGUUAGCAGUGGUGCAGUCUGCGCAGGCCACCCGUACGAUAUCGUCCUCGGCGAACUGCGCUGGCGCAAGCGUCUCGACAACCGCCUGCUGCAGUGCAACCUGACCAUGUGCACGCCGAGCGAAGCAAGUGCAGAAGCUCUGGUCGAAGUGUCGGAAGGCGAGCGUCUCUCCGCCAUCGCCUGGAACGGAGAGGGCCUUCUUGCUGCGUUCCCACACCAUCCGCAAGGCGUUAUAUGCCGCGUGCUCAACCCCAAGCCUUUCUUAGGCAUUGCUGAGACUACACCACUGUCGUUCAGUGUUCCCGGUGGCUGCCGUAAGGCCAAGUUUCUUCGUCCAAACGAUCUAUUCCUGGCAUCGUACAGUGCGUUUCACAUCCUCAAGGUUACAUUUGACAAUGAUUUGAAGACAGUUGAGCAAGCGUUUCACGGACACACCAACUUGGUGUUGGACUUCGUAGCGCUGGAAGGACCCGGGGGCAAUCAUCUCGUGUCGUUAUCGCGUGAUCAGACCGUCAAGCUGUGGGAUUACACCACCGCAGAGUGCUGUGUCACGGUUAACUUGGACCCAGCACUCAAGCCUGUCUCAGUGGCCGCUGGGUGUCUGGCCAGCGGACCAUCAAGCGCCGGCCAAGACUCCAUUGCUGUAGCCGUGUACUUUCAAGAGUGUGUCAAACUGAUGUGUAUCCCGAUGGACGUCAAGCAGAUUCUGGCGGCUGAGGGGCCGCACGUUUUGCUGCGUGUGAGCGGCUUCAAGGGUCCGGCGAAGGGUGACGUUGUGCUGCUACGCGGUCACACUCUCUACUUCACCGGCGUGACCAGCGUGGUGGCCGUGCACCUGAAGCUCAGCCAGGACGGCCAGGUCCUCUCGCACACCGUCAAUCGUCUACUACUCGAUACUAAAUCGCGCCUGCAGGCUAUUGUGCCAGUUGCUUUGCACCCGCUGUCAGCUGCCUCGGAUCACGGUGUCCUGUAUGCUCUGUCAGACCUGUCCAUAUGGCAGUGGACCGACGAUGGACAGGGCGGUCGCAGUGAGAUGGUAAAGCGCGAUCGCCUAUGCCCAGGACUGCGUGACUCGCGCAUCAAGGCGGCGCACCCGGGCCUUGUCUGUUUGAACUGGCCGCUAAUCACGGCACGUACGGUGGCCGUGUCGCGGCCCGUCAUUAUCAGCUCGCCAUCGGGCUUCCUCUCGUUUUCGUCUUUCUUCUUGGAGAACAACAGUCGCAAUCCAUCAGAGACUGCAACAGUAUGAGUGCUCAGACCGCGAGAAUCGCCCCGAUUGUUUUGAAACGAAUUGGGAGACGUCCGCAUUGUCGAUGUGAAGCAGGUGAAGCAACCCGAAUGGCGGAGAUGGCAGAGGAUCCUGUUGUCCAUCAUGAUGCAGGGUUCACCAGUAGCAUGACAGAGCUGGUAUCGGCAGCUAUCACUGGCUAGCUCUAAACAGUCCAAACACCACUGUCUGGGGGGUCAUGCACCUGCAAGUAUGUAUACCGACUAAGUGCACUGCUGUACAACAAGCAUUCAGCAAUGCUGCUGAUGAUGAUGAUGCCGGUGUUGUGCUAGUAUGUAUACCGACUAAGUGCAACAAGCAUUCAGCAAUGCUGCUGAUGAUGAUGCCCGUGUUGUGUCAGUAUGUAUACCGACUAAGUGCAACAAGCAUUCAGCAAUGCUGCUGAUGAUGAUGCCCGUGUUGUGUAAGUAUGUAUACCGAUGAAUCUCACUGCUGUGCAAUGAGCAUUCAGCAAUGCUGACAAUGUCUGUGUUACAAGGACUUGCCUGGUCUCUAGCCUUGUGACUGUCAGGUGGAAUUCAUCCGAGCGAUUUCAUUGCGUCGUGGUGGAAGGAUGGUUGUUGUUGCCGCUGCUGUUGUCAUUGUCGGCACUGCUGUUGUUGCCAUUGCUGCCAUAAUCACAGUCAGCGUUAGCUUUCAUGUCUCCGUAAGACAAGGUAGCUCAGACACUGGCAUUGGCUAAGUACAUGCCUGCUAGUGACGGAGCUGUACCGUCUCGACCUCUGCAAGCGCUGCUGCUAUGGACAGCGCCCCGGGCCAGUAACCUGAGCAAGAGAUGUAUAUAUUCCCAUGUUGCCCUGUAUUGUGAUUCACAUGUUGCUCUUUCUCUCUCUCUCGCCAUCGACGUGACUAACUGCCGGGCUGUGCCCCAUGGUCUGAAUGUGGAAGUACAUAUCAGCCUUUGCACUGCCAAUCUUGGAUCACUACAGCCUGGUGGAAUACUUGCUGUUCCUGCAUCACCAAUCACGGAUCAGUACAGCCUGGUGGCAUACUUGCUGUUCCUGCAUCACCAAUCAUGGAUCACUACAGCCUGGUGGAAUAUUUGCUGUUCCUCCAUCGCCAAUCACGGAUCAGUACAGCCUGGUGGCAUACUUGCUGUUCCUGCAUCACCAAUCACGGAUCACUACAGCCUGGUGGCAUACUUGCUGUUCCUGCAUCACCAAUCACGGAUCACUACAGCCUGGUGGCAAUCGUUCUGGUCCUUCACUGUAACCGGAUUCCGUCCUCGGUAUCACUGCUGCAAUAUAGUUUUGGAAAUCACACCAUCCCACGCUGUUAUAACGUACGCUUUCAAUGAUGUUCUUAGUGCUGCGCUGUGUAGUUUUUAACAAUGCAUGUAACGUGUUUAGCCUCCAGCUGCUGGUCGGCCAGGAGUAGGUAGUUCACUAGGUUCUUCUCAAUAGUAACACUUGUCUAGACGCUCACACUGUGUUCAGCAGCUGCUGUGUUCAGUAGCUGCCGUGUAUACAUGCAACCUGAGCUGAGCUGCACGCUGUAGCAGUGUAUACAUGCAACCUGAGCUGAGCUGCACGCUGUAGCAGUGUAUGCAUGCAACCUGAGCUGAGCUGCACGCUGUAGCACACGGCAGACUGCUGUGCACGUAAACAUUCACGAUGACGUAUUCCAGCCUCGAUCUCUAACCGAUAUGACUAACAGGCAGUGAGCUGUGUGACGUUGUUUGGCUUCGUAUCUACAUGCACUCAGUAGUUGUGUCGUUACCAGUGUUGUUUUAUUGGUUUUAUCUUGCUUCCAUGUCCUCUGCUCGUCACCUCCUUCCGCUGCACACCUGCUACCGCUGUCCGCUGUCCAACGAAUGCCAUCCUAAGCAUAGUGAGUACGUCAAAGUGCA